AUGGGUUCCGGACAGGAUUACCCUACUAGACCCUCAAAAUGUUCUAAAACUAUGUCAUGUUCAGAAGACUGGAUUGGAGUAGGAAAGAAGUGUUUCUAUUUUUCUGAUACCAGAAAUUGGACAGCCAGUAAAAGAUUUUGCAGUUCACAGGGGUCAGAACUUGCUCAGAUCGAUACACAAAGAAUAUGGUAAGAAAAGGAGAAAGAAUUUUUGCAGAGGUACAUAGGAACUUUCACGAACUGGAUUGUACUGAAUAAGAAACUAGGAAAGACUUGGAAAUGGACAAAUGGCACUACAUUUAAUGCUUGGUUUGAAAUGAAAGGAAAUGGAUCCUUUGCUUUUCUGAUCGCUAAUGGAGUCCAUAGUUCCAGGUGAUUUGUUGAUAUCAAGUGGAUUCGCAGCAAACCUAGAUAUUUAUAA
Messenger RNA from Galeopterus variegatus (Sunda flying lemur), 420 nucleotides. RefSeq names its product C-type lectin domain family 2, member A (gene CLEC2A). The record is from RefSeq and is a predicted model, not a curated record. The transcript is spliced from 4 exons. NCBI's taxonomy places the organism in Eukaryota, Metazoa, Chordata, Mammalia, Dermoptera, Cynocephalidae.